This is a messenger RNA of Trypanosoma brucei brucei TREU927, 1455 nucleotides long. RefSeq names its product variant surface glycoprotein. The transcript has a single exon. NCBI's taxonomy places the organism in Eukaryota, Euglenozoa, Kinetoplastea, Trypanosomatida, Trypanosomatidae. The record is from RefSeq and is a predicted model, not a curated record. Gene Ontology annotation, biological process: symbiont-mediated evasion of host immune response. The coding region runs from base 1 to 1455 and encodes 484 amino acids.
AUGUUGGCAAACUUCAAGGCAUUGACUUUCGUAAGCAUAGCCCUUUGCCUACCAGUUGUAACAACUUCAGCUGUAAAAACACCAACAAAAAAGGCUAAAAGCGCAUGCGACGUAGCAACGCAGCUGCGGCAGAUGGCGGACUCCGCAAGGACCAAAAUCACAUCCACACAAGAAGCUGUCAAGACGAUGCUGACUACAGCUUCUAAGCCUGACGUCAUCGCCAACGGUGUUAACACAAACGCGGGCUGGGCAGCAGCUUAUCUGCGCUCAAUUUAUAUUCAAAAAGCCGCAGAAGCAAACGAUAAGCUAGCCGCAAAUACCCCAGCGUUAUUAAAAGGCAUCGAAGCGCUGAGCCGGCUCGCAGGGAGCCAGGAAGCAAUCAGCAGACUCUCACAGCUGCACCUACAAGAUCUAAAUAUGGCCACAGCCACGACAAGCACGGCGACAGCGACAAAAGGCCAACUCAAGCCCAAGCUGGACGCGGCUCUUAAAGCUCAUUGUGUCGGACAGGACGACAGCAGGGAAAAGGACUCGAGCACCGACGAUCAUAAUGCAGACCACAAAAACGCCAUAACGAUAGUGACAGUGACACCAACACCACCAGGAAGCGCGCUCGGCACCUACCUAACAAUAUGCGGCAGCAACUCGGUCAGCAGCGGCGCACCAAACACGGCAAGCUGCACUUCAACCCAGGCAACUAACAUAGGAUUCAAAGGAGGGCAAGUAUUCACGGCAACGGUAGCAGUUGCCCACACAACAGGCGACUCGGCCCCGCUUGCCUACAACGAAAUCGGCGACGAUGCGACGACGCCCAAUAAAGCGACAAUAAAAGCAGAACUUGCGCUGGUACUUGAAAUGGUUCACGCUGCAACACAACUCGGCACGAUAACACCACCUGCUACCAUUGAAAGCGCCUUUGAUGCCGCUUCCGCAGGGCACGCAAUAGCCAAAGCUUUGGGAGGCCACGAAGCGACAGCCGAGCAACCAAAUUUAAAGGAAAAAGUUAAACACACAACCGAAGAACUUUUCGGCAAAGAAAGAAACUCAAUCAAAACACAAAUAACCCAAUUACUGAACACCUUUCAGCCAAGUAAAGCAGCAGGCUCAGACGGCGCUAAAAAACUUGAUUCAAUAAACGCCCCUGAGGAGCUGUCAAAAGCAGCGACGUAUUACACUAUCAAAAAUUUUAUCGACGAGGAAGAGCAAAAAAAGAAAAACCAAGAAAACCCCUCUUGCCCAACCAAAACAGGCAAACUAGAAGAACCGAAAAAAUCAGCAGACGAAUGCAAAAAGCAUACAACGGAGCAAGCCUGCAAAGGUGAAAAAGGUUGCGAUUUUGAUGAGAAAAAAGACCCGAAAUGCUUUCCAAAUAAAAAAGUGUCUACAACCUCAACAGGGAGAAGAUCUAUUGUAAUCAACGCUCUUCCUUUGCUUGCAGUUUUGCUUCUAGCAUAA